AUGCAGCUCUCACUCGUCAUCGCUCUCUUGCCUUUGGCAAUGGCCCUCCCGGCCCCAGUCAUUGUUCCUCGUGAGGGUGCUCCCAUCCCCGGAAAGUACAUUGUCAAGAUGAGGAACGACUUGAAGACCGACAACCUCGACAACCUCAUCACCGCUGCCUUGAAGGUCAUCAAGAAGGACCCUGCCCACGUCUACAAGUUCGGCGCCUUUGGUGGUUUCUCCGCUGAGAUUACCGACGACGUUGUCGAGACUCUCCGCAACAUGCAAGGUGUUGACUACAUCGAGCAAGAUGCCGUUGUCAAGGCCAACCUUGGCACCUCUGAGCCUCUCCAGAAGAAGGCCUACGUCACUCAGUCCUCUGCUACCUGGGGUCUUGGUCGUAUCUCCCACGUCGCUCGUGGUACCUCUUCCUACACCUACGACAGCACUGCCGGUGCGGGUACUUGCUCCUACGUCAUCGACACUGGUAUCGCCACCUCCCACCCCGAGUUCGAGGGUCGUGCUACCUUCUUGGCCAACUUCGCCGGUGACGGCAGCAACACUGACGGUAACGGCCACGGAACCCACUGCGCCGGUACCAUCGGCUCAAAGAGCUACGGUGUGGCCAAGAAGACCACCCUUUACGCUAUCAAGGUCCUUGACGCCAGCGGCUCGGGAACCAACUCUGGUGUCAUUGCUGGUAUCAACUUUGUUGCCAACGAUGUCAGGACCCGCAGCUGCCCCAACGGCGCUGUUGCCAACAUGUCUCUCGGUGGCAGCCGCUCUACUGCUGUCAACUCUGCCGCUGCCAACGCUGUCAGCGCCGGUGUCUUCAUGGCUGUUGCCGCAGGUAACUCUGCCGUAGACGCUGCCAACUCCUCGCCUGCCUCUGAGCCCACUGUCUUCACCGUUGGUGCCACUGACAGCUCUGACCGCCUGGCUACCUUCUCCAACUACGGCUCCGUCGUCGACAUCCUCGCUCCCGGUGUCUCUAUCCUCUCCACUUGGCUCAACGGUGGUACCAACACCAUCUCUGGUACCUCCAUGGCUUCUCCCCACGUUGCUGGUCUCGCUGCCUACCUUCUUGCUUUCGAGGGCAAGAAGACCCCUGCCGCUCUCUCCACCCGCAUUCAGUCCUUGUCCACCAAGAACAAGAUCACUGGCCUUCCUUCUAGCACCAAGAACUACCUCGCUUUUAACGGCAACCCCAGCGGUUAA
This is a messenger RNA of Pyrenophora tritici-repentis Pt-1C-BFP, 1197 nucleotides long. RefSeq names its product oryzin precursor. Lineage: Eukaryota; Fungi; Ascomycota; Dothideomycetes; Pleosporales; Pleosporaceae. Gene Ontology annotation, molecular function: serine-type endopeptidase activity. Gene Ontology annotation, biological process: proteolysis. The record is from RefSeq and is a predicted model, not a curated record.